Rhineura floridana is the source of this 14581-nucleotide messenger RNA. RefSeq names its product Nik related kinase (gene NRK). NCBI's taxonomy places the organism in Eukaryota, Metazoa, Chordata, Lepidosauria, Squamata, Rhineuridae. The transcript is spliced from 31 exons. Gene Ontology annotation, molecular function: ATP binding; protein kinase activity. Gene Ontology annotation, biological process: protein phosphorylation. The coding region runs from base 465 to 4160 and encodes 1231 amino acids. The record is from RefSeq and is a predicted model, not a curated record.
UUUCCCGAGGAUAUCCCGGUGCAAAAGUUGUUUGUCUUCAAAGCCUCAAGGCUGCGGGGCUGUUUCCUCGCCCUCUGGCUGCGGGGGGCAAGGGGGGGAGAGAAAGAGAGCGCUCUUUUUCUCUCUUUCCUUUUCUCUCUCUUUUUUCCGGCUUUGCAUGUCAGGUUUCCUGUGUUUGUCAGCGAGAGACAAAUGGCAAGCAUGGACAGGCUGCCUGGCAAGGGCUGAGCCGCCGGGACCGUUAGACCGGCGAGGGGGGAAGAGGAAAAGAAGGCGGAAAAAAAGGGACGGCUGAGCGUUUCGGGGGGGGGGCCCUCCCCAUCAAGCAUCCCGGAAAGGGGACUUUUCUCCCUCUUUGCUUUCUUUUCUUUUAUUGCAACUGCAGUUUUGCCUGCAGCGGCUCUGCCUGCCCCGAGAGCGCUUGCCGAGCGCCGGCUAGAGAGCGCUGCAGCCCCCCUUGAGCCAUGGCCAGUGACUGCGCGGCCAGGAGCCUGGAUAGCAUCGACCUUGCUGCGCUUAGGGAUCCAGCAGGAAUAUUUGAACUAGUACAAGUUGUUGGCAAUGGGACAUAUGGACAAGUCUAUAAGGGUCGCCACGUGAAGACCGGGCAGCUAGCGGCCAUCAAGGUUAUGAAUGUGACCGAGGAUGAAGAAGAAGAAAUCAAACUGGAAAUAAAUAUGUUGAAGAAAUACUCCCAUCACAGGAACAUUGCAACGUAUUAUGGAGCAUUUGUAAAGAAAAGUCCUGCGGGUCAGGAUGACCAGCUGUGGCUGGUAAUGGAAUAUUGUGGAGCCGGUUCUGUAACAGAUUUGGUGAAGAAGACCAAAGGAAACUGUUUCAAAGAAGACUGGAUUGCAUAUAUAUGCAGGGAAGUUCUCAGGGGAUUAGCACACUUACAUGUUCAUCACGUUAUCCACCGAGAUAUUAAAGGGCAGAAUGUGCUCCUAACAGAAAACGCUGAAGUGAAACUAGUGGAUUUUGGAGUGAGUGCUCAACUAGACAGGACGAUUGGCAGGAGAAACACAUUCAUCGGGACCCCCUACUGGAUGGCGCCCGAGGUCAUUGCUUGCGAUGAAAACCCAGAGUCAACAUAUGACUACAGAAGUGACUUGUGGUCGCUGGGAAUCACAGCUAUUGAAAUGGCUGAAGGAGCUCCCCCCUUGUGUGACAUGCAUCCCAUGAGGGCUCUGUUUCUCAUUCCACGGAACCCUCCCCCCAAACUAAAAUCCAGGAAAUGGUCAAAGAAAUUUCUUAACUUUGUGGACAGCUGUUUGGUUAAAAAUUAUGUGCAUCGCCCAGCAACGGAAACUCUGCUCAAGCAUUCCUUUAUCAGGGACAUGCAGAAUGAACGGCAAGUGCGCAUCUUGCUGAAGGACCAUCUAGAUAGGACCAGGAAGAAGAAAGGAGAGAAAGAUGAAACAGAAUACGAAUACAGUGGAAGUGAGGAAGAAGGCGAUGAGCUGAAUGAAGAUGAAGGAGAACCAAGCUCCAUUGUUAAUCUCCCCGGUGAAUCCACCCUCCGCCGUGAAUUCCUGAGGCUUCAGCAAGAGAACAAAAGCCGUUCCGAUCCUCAGCGACAGCAGCAGAUCCAGCAGCAGCAGCUGAAAGAUCAGGAAAAGUACAAAAAGCAGCUCUCGGAAGAGAGGCAAAAACGAAUUGUGGAACAAAAGCUGCAGAUGAAGAAGUUGGAGGAUCACCAGAAGAGGGAAGAGCUUCGGAAGCACCUGGACCUUGAAAGGAGAUGUCCGGAAAUCAAGGCCACUCAGAGCAAAGCUGACAAGGAUAAAGAUGGCAGGCGAAGUCAUGAAGAUGGGUGGGGCAAAGCAGAUGGAGAGAAGAAGCCGGAAUUCCAGCAGAAAAAAGUUGAAGAAGCACAUCACGGUAAAAAGCUCCACCGGACUCUUCCCAAAGACCAAACACAGUUGCUUUCUCUCCAGCAUGAUCACAAGCAGAAAAAUAAAGACCCUCCCAGGCUUCUCGCCCCUCAAGCCCGUCUCCCAUCAAAUAGCACAAGCAAAGAGAAUGAGAACAAGCACAAGAAGAGCGAUAGUAUCCAAACUGACCUCAAGUGGGCAGCCGUUCUUGGGCGUGAUCACACCACCUCGCAUGGCCGACAGGGUUCUGGAAGCAGUUCCAGUCCAUGUACUCCGGCUUUGCAAAGAGCAGUGAUGGCUCAGAAUGAAAACCUGCGGACCAGUCGAGAUAUGUAUCACAGCAGUUCAUUAUCUGAUGUGGCUGUAACACCACUGAGCCCCAGUCAGGAUGAAGUCUUCUGGAGUAUAUGUCAAACUGAAGAGCAACCUCCAAAGGUCCCUGAAAGAACAACCUCAAAAUUUUAUACCAGCGAUCAUCUUGGCCAUCAGAGUUACCCUUCAAGCACACAGCAGGCAUCCAUCGGGGGACACGCAAUGAAAACCAACAGCAGCUGCAGCAGCAACAGGCACAGGGAGUCUGCUUCUCAUCAGAACAACCUAUCGACUUCAGGAUCAUCCAGAAUGAACAGCCACUACCAGUCCUGUAAGAAACCUGAAAAUACAUCCCAUCAAUGCCAUAUUUCAAGUACACCCUUUUUUACCAAGGGGAAAGAUGGCAGCAACUCACUCCAGAAAUCAUCAGAAUAUUCAUCGUCCAGUGAUGAAGUGUGCAGCAGUGAUGAUGAUGACAUUGACAGCAAUCGGAUCAGGCAACCACUCAGCAAUGGAGUGAUGGGUUUCUCAAGGGCAAGAGUUCCAGAUGGGAUCGAAUUGAAACCUCAGAACGCUGCAGUGGAUCAGAAGGAUUAUGUUGUAGGAAAACUCAGCUGCAGUUCUCAGGAAGGAUUCUGGGGCAUGAGCAACCAAAAUUAUCUUCUCCCAGACCUCUUGCAACAGAGCCAGAUUUCGGACUGUUCAGCAAACCAGCUAAAAGUUGCCGAGAAUAACUUUCAGGAACCUCAGAGCAAGGCUGUUCCUAACAAGGCGCCAAGCGCUGACAAUACCCCCUCAAAAAAUAGUUCCUCGUCUACUUCAUCGUUUACUUCAUUCAUAGAUCCUAGGCUUCUACAAAUGUCACCUCCUUCCAGUCCGAUUGGACCAAACUGUAGUUCCUCAUCCGAUGUGAAACCGGAGCCUGCCAGUAGGCAAAAUACAAGGAAAGGCUCCGUUGUCAAUGUGAACCCCACCAACAUCCGGCCGCAGAGCGACAGCCCAGAAAUCCGCAAAUACAAGAAGAAGUUCAAUUCAGAGAUCUUGUGUGCAGCAUUGUGGGGAGUGAAUUUACUUGUGGGGACUGAGAAUGGAUUGUGGCUUCUCGACAGAAGCGGCCAAGGAAGAGUUUACUCAUUGAUAACCAGGAGGCGGUUCCAACAGAUGGAUGUGCUGGAAGGAGUCAAUGUGCUAAUUACCAUCUCAGGCAAAAAAAAUAAGCUACGGGUAUACUAUUUAUCCUGGUUACGGAACAAGAUCUUGCGGAAUGACCCCGAUGUGGAGAAACGGCAAGGCUGGGUGUCAGUGGGUGAUCUGGAAGGCUGCAUACACUACAAAGUUGUGAAAUACGAGAGGAUCAAAUUUCUUGUGAUUGCUGUGAAAAAUUCGGUUGAAGUCUAUGCCUGGGCUCCUAAACCAUAUCACAAAUUUAUGGCCUUUAAGUCCUUCACCUCACUUCACCAAAAACCACUGUUGGUUGACUUGACAGUUGAGAAUGGGCAGAGGUUAAAAGUCAUCUAUGGCUCGCCGGUUGGAUUUCAUGCUAUUGAUGUGGACUCUGGCUCCGUGUAUGACCUGUACCUGCCGACCCAUAUCCAAGGGAAUAUCCACCCGCAUGCUGUCAUCGUACUCCCUAAUACCAGCGGAAUGGAACUUCUACUCACCUACGAAGAUGAAGGAGUCUACAUUAAUAUUUAUGGACAUUUCUCAAAAGAAAAUGUUUUACAGUGGGGAGAAAUGCCAGCAUCUGUAGCUUACCUUCAAUCCAACCAAGUGAUGGGCUGGGGAGAGAAAGCUAUUGAACUGCGCUCAGUGGAGACGGGAAACCUGGAAGGAGUGUUCAUGCACAAGAAAGCACAGAAGCUUAAAUUUCUUUGUGAAAGAAACGAUAAGGUAUUUUUUGCAUCUGUUCAGUCUGGAGGCAGCAGUCAAAUUUACUUUAUGACACUUGGUCAGAACAUACUAUUCAACUGGUAAAUCACAUCAGAAUGAAAUGUCGUUUGAUUUUUCCCCACUGGAUGUAAAAAGCAAGCUGGUUACAGAAGUUUGCACAUUUUUCCACAAGGGGAAAAAAAAAUCUACCGUCAUUAUACCAUCCUUUAGUCGUGGAAGGGUUCUGUUUUCCUUUCUAAGCAUUGCAAAUAUAUUGCUUGCUAUUUAAAACCUGCCAUUUAAUAACCUAGAGAGCUACUUUUAAAAUUGAAGACCAAAUAUCUGAUUGAGCAAACUGUAGCCAAGUUAGCCAUUUUUUGCACAAAUAUUGUAAUGUUAUUUUGUUAAGUCUUUGUGUUUUUAUUUUGGACCGCAAGGUGUACAUAAGUGUCUUGCUACAUGCUGGAAAUCCAUUUGAUGCUAAAUUUUGUAUCAUUUUGCUCUUGAAAAAUCUGCUUAGUCAGAAGUAUUUAUCUUCAUCUCAGAACGUAUAAGUGGCAACUUUUAAUUAUCAGCAAAAAGAUAUCAUGCUCUUGUGCAGCUUUCAUUCUUUUUCAAAUGAGACAAGCCCAGGAGAACUCUCCUGUGGUUUGCACCCUGAGCCAUUGUGCUGCUGGGGGUCUACAGAGACCUCCUGAUCAUUAUCAGGUUUUAAAACUUUUUUUUUUACCUAACAGUAUUCUGCUCUUUAUGGUAUACUUGUAGGAUGUGUUUCUAAGCAUAUUUUAAAUAGCAAUAUAUCACUCAUGGCCAUGGAGUAUUUUGUAGAUGGAUCGUACAAAUCUUGCUUGCACAAGUGGCCUUUAAAGCAAGUGCAGGAUCCAGCUUCUUUGUAGUUUCUUGGUGACAUAAUCUCCUGGUUUCAGUAGAAACCUCUGUUUAUGUAUCGGUCUGUAAAUAUGUUCUCCUAUCACAUUUAACAAAUGUGUGUUUAAUGUAACUAUAGAAACAACCCAAAGAAAGAAAGGGCACAAUUCAUUGGGAACUUCUCAUUGGAAUGAGGAUUGUGCCUGCUCUCUUCAGUGGGGCUUAACACAGGAACAGUUAUCAGUGGAUCAAACUAAUAACCUUUUAAAACACACACAAUUCCUGAUAGCUUUUUUGUGUAAAUUGUGUCCAAGCAAUAGUGACACACUGGUGUUUUUCCACCGUGAAAUUAUAUACUCAGGGGCUUAUAUAUUGGGCUACUCUAGGCUUGAGCUUUCAGGUUUACAUGUACAAUCAUGGUAAAGGUCAUACAAUGCUUUGAAAAAUGUAAAGCACUAUAAAAAGUACUACGUAAUAGUAUGAUUAUAUAAUAACUGAAAACUUGAUACAAAAAUAUUUUUAUCCGAGAGAGAGAGAGAGAGAUCUUUAUUGGUGAAGGGGAGGAUAGGGGGUGGGGGGUGAUAUUAGGUGCAGUAUUUAAAAUAUAUAAUAUUAACUUUUUUAACAUGAGAUGUGCCAGACCAGAAGUUGUAGUGGCACUGGCUGAGUACAUGCUAUGUGUGUAAAAGGGUUGGGAUUCAUUCCCUGACAUGUCCAGUUAAAAGGAUCUCAGUAGCAGACUAGAAACAACAGGAGAGGUGGUGCUUGUCAAAAUAGAUAAUGCUGAGCUAGAUGGGUAUGACCUGAUACGAGGGAGCUUCUCAUGUAUCUGUGCACAGCUGUGUUUUGGAAAAGGCAUACUUUUUUAGUCGGGGACCAGAGGACAUGAAUUUCUAGUUUUUGCAGAACAGAUAAUGGAGUACUGUGAUCAGAUUGAGCUCUGAUGCUCUAGCCAUUUGGGGAGAUUAUUUAGAAACCAAAGACUUGGCUCUUUGUCUUAAAGACUAACUUAUUUUAUUUUAAAAGCACAAGCUGUCAUAGACUACAGCCCACUUCAUCAGAUUCCAUCUAUCACCUGAAUCAGUUUGAUCGAGGAGAGCCACUUUGAGACCCUCAAUGGAACUGCUAGAUAGUUAAAAGUGUUCACCAUACACCCUAUUCACCCAGAAUAGGUUUGGUCUUCCUAUUCUUUGUGUCAGAUGUGUGCCCUUUCAUCCUUUUUCUUAAACAGGAUCUACUCUGACCUGCUGCUACUGGAUGCUACUGACAUGAGAUCAUGUAUAUAAAAAUUUGUAGAGGUUUCAUAUGUAGGAAUUUAAGAAGCUGUUGGUUACAUUGUUAGCUUCUCAAAUGAUUGUUUCAGUGUUAAAUAAAAGGGCACAUAACUGGCACUUUGGUUUGUUACAGGGUCUUAUUCCUUGAUGCUGGUGUCCCCUAGUCAUUUGAUUGCCAGUGAAUGGCAAUUUCAAGCUGGGCAAGAGCUACAUUUGUGCUAUCAAGGGUCUUCCAUGUACUGCUUUUCUCAUUAUUCCCAAAGAUGGGCUGUAGGUCACUUAUAAAGUUGUGGUUUGCUGCAGUACCUUUAACUUGUACAUAAUAAGAAGGAGAGUUCAGUUGUGUUGUUACAUAAUUUGUGUCCUAGAAGGUGUUCCUGGGAUAAGAUCUGGCUUUUUAGUAUGCAUUUACAUGCUAUUCUAACUCAGUUGUUGAAACUCUAGAAAGCUUAUCCAAGAUCUUCCACUUGUUGGCCAAGACCAUUUGGAUGUGGUAUCUCAUCAUUCAGAUGACUCUUCAUGACAUGCUGUAGGUGGUAUGAAGGUAGAGGUAGUUGGUUCCUGUAUGAUGUGGUCUUCAGGCUUUCUUUGUGUAACAUAAUUAUGGUAUCCAGAAAGUCGAUGUGUUGUGUGGAAUAGACAAAUCUUGGUUUAAUUGUAGGAUGGAAGGUGGUGAUACUGCUUGGGAAUAUCUCACCAUGCUCGUGAAUAUAUAAUCUAUGUACCUGAGGCAUGUCAGUAGAGUUAAAUAACAAAUCUUGUUCAAGAUCAGCUAUGAAUAUGUUGGCAUAUUGUGAUGCAUGUGGGCAGGGGUGGACCCCAUGGUUUCUGGACUCAAUGUCCUUUCUUGGCCUUGAUUAGCUAAUACAAAUUAUUAUGACUGAACACCUUAAGCAAGGAGUAGUUGAAGUAGACGAGGCACUGGUUUUCUUAAGGGUUAAAAUCUCAUAACCAGUGACUAUGGAACUGGGAAGCUGCAAGGAGAAAAGUAUUAUCUCCCUGUGGUCAAGGAUGACAAAAAAUGUAGUCCCAACAACAUGCGGAGAGCCACAGGUUGCCUGUCCUUGCCUUAGUUCAGGAGUGGUUAAUCCUUUUGGGGCCAAAUAUGAGGGCCAUAUUUCAAAGUGAUUGUGGCUAAAGUGUAAAAGUGGGUGUGGUCAAAAAUUAAAAAUGAAGGACAAAUAGCAGAGGUCACCAAAAAAAUUGGCCUCACUGCAGAGGACCUACAGAAGUGGUCAUUUUAAAAAACAUUUAAAUGAUAAGUUCAGGGGGAUCUUGCAUGGGGGACCCAAAAAACCUAAAUGUGGAGGGGCUGAAUGCUGGGUGCAAGUGAGCCUUAGAUGGAUUCCAAAUCACAACCUCAACAGGUUUCUGGUAGUCGUAAGACAAUGGAGAAGACACCAAGGAUUCUUGUUCUCCAUGCCCUCUCCCAAGAAUCUAGGUCACAUCCACACCAUACAUUUAAAGCACUCUUAUACCUAUUUAACAGCCAUGCCUUCCCCCAAAGAAUCCUUGGGACAGGAGUUUAGGGGUGCUAACCUCACAGAGCUACAAUUCCCAGCACCCUUAACAAACUACAGUUCCUAGGAUUUUCCAUGACUGUUAAAGUGGUAUAAGAGUGCUUUAAAUGUAUGUUGUGGAUGUCUCAUCCUAAGUAGUAGUUGUUAUUCUUGUGCAGGAGGCAAGGUUAAAGUAGGGUAGAUGGUAAUGGCUGCACAGUUUCUUUUAAAGAUACAUACUUGUGAAGUCAGGGUCUUUGGAAUACCCUAGCUCUUUUAUUUGGCAAGUCAACUAUCAGAGACCAAGGUUUAGGAAUUAAGGAUCCUGGUUCUCGCCAACAAAUAGGCCAAAGACUGUAUGGAAACUGGAAAGAUGUAGCAUUUUCCCUGGAGACUACUAAGGCUGAGAUACUUUGUCAGGGUAACUGGGGAAAACCUUGCACAGUUACUGUUUUUAACAUUUGCCUUAACGAGAGGAAAUAAUGUGGUUCUUGAGUUCUCAUUUGUUUCAAAAUAUUUGAGCUUCAAAUUUCCAUAUUUUUUGGAAUUGCCCUAGGCAGUUGUACCAAAAAAAGUGAACUUUGACAGACAGAGGAUCAAAUGCAGAAGAUCACUAAUUUCCUAGACAGAGGAGUAUAUAUUCAACUGAACUUGCUUGCAAUGGCAUUUGUUUGGCUGAAACUAGUGUCUGUAGGUAGAGAGCAUGGAAAUCAACUGGUGCUUCAUGAAGGCCUUGACAUUUGUUAGCAUAUUGUCAAUUUCAAUAAAAGCAUUCUCAGAAUUUGCAAGUGACCUUAGAAUCCUACAGCCUUCAUACAGAACUCUAUUUUAUUUUAUUUUCAUUGUUGGCUUGCUCAUUUAAGAAAGUACUUAAGAAAUUAAAUAAUCAUAACUUUCCUGAAUGUUAUGAACUGCAUCCAAUAAAAACAUAUACAGAGUAGACCCAUUGAAACUAACUAGUUUACACAAUAGGUCUAAUCUGACCAGGAUGUAGUUGGAUACACACAAUACAUAAAACUGCAUCCAGUGUUAAUCCUACUCAAACCCAUUGAUAUUAAUGGAUAUGAUUCUCUGAGAUCCAGUAAUUUCAAUGUACCUACUCUGAGUAGGACUUAGGUAGACACAACCCAUAAUUUGGAAACGUAGGCAGUUCCCCAUCCUUAUAUGUAACAUAAGAUUAUAAGAAUUUUCAUGAGGAUUUUUUUUAAAAAAAAUCACAAAUUGCUGCAGAAAUGUGUAGAACUGAAUUUAAGAUUGGAAAAUUGAGAAACCAAGAACCAAAACUGACAGAUCUUUCCAUCCCUAGUAGCAAAGGUACCCUGAUAUUCUCUUUACAUUGAGGGCAUAUAUUCAAAAUUAGAUAAUAUGCAUUAGUUACUGCUUACUGGUAUUUAAAGUGUACAUGGGAAUUUUUUUAUGUUUCCUUCAAUGUUUAUGUAUUAAUUGUUGAUGCAGGCACAGCAGAGGAAAUAGGACGGUGUCCGAAUGCAGGGGAAGGGGUAUGUAGAGGUGAAGGCUACCAGUCCGAGUCUCUGAGGGUUCAAACUUCACAGAAACAGAUAGUUAAUGGUUUAUUGUGAAUAUGCAGAUUGCUCAUGCUUCGUUCCUCCCCGUUAGCAACAAACCACAAUCCUUGCAUUCAGACCAGGGAUUGUGAUUGUUUUGCUCCAAGCAAACCAUGAUUGGUUUCAUAUCAUGAUUUGCUUUGAGUAAAACAAGCCAUGAUCCCUGGCUCAGUUGCCACACUAAGCCAAGAACCAUGGUUUAUUGCUCCCCUUCAUUAACAGGGAGGAGUGAAGCAGGCACAAUGUACACUCACUAUAAAUCAUUAAGCAUGGCUUGUCGCAGGGGUAGCAAAUGUGGUGCCCUCUAGAUGUUGAUGGACUACAACUUCAUUAUCUCUGACCAUUGUCCAUGCUGGUUGGGGCUGAUGGAAGUUGUCGUCCAGCAACAUCUGGAGGGCAUCACCUUUGCUAUCCUUGGCUUACUAUGAUGUGCAUACACAUAGUCAGACAAGAAACCUGCAAGCAUCACUUUAUUGCCCAGAAGAGCAAGAGAUUUUAUUAGCAAUUUGAUACUUGCAGAAGGGACAACAGAGACGCACAAAUUAUGAUCUCAAAACUGAUCACAUUUACAACCCAGCAGAGAGUUGCUGCUCCAUACAGCAUAUGUCUUGUCUCUCUCUGAUUAAACUUCCGUAGAAGGAGGAGGAAGGUGUAUUUCAGGGAACUGGAUACUGUCCGUAUGCAACUCAUGAUGCACCAUAGGAUUUGCAUGUUUUCUGUGAUACAGCACUAACUGAAAAUCACAUAUCUGACACCACUUUGCUGAAAUAUUCUUUGGGACCCAUUUUGCUGGGAACUUUUAGAUAUGCCUAGCCUUUUCAGUUGUGCAACUGCAUUCGGUAUAUUAUAAUUAAUGUGGCAAUAAAAUAAAAAUCCUUGUCCACAUGCAGUGGAAAAGAGGGAAUAAUAAUUAUUCUAGAUUAAUCCAGAGUGAGUCUUUUAUAUGUGCACCUGCAGAUAACGCAAACAACUUACUAAAUAUGGACAUUAUGGUUGCAUUCCUACACACACUUACCAAGGAGUAAUCCAUAUUGGGCUUACUGAGUGAACAUGCAUAGGACUGCAGUGUAUGAAUAUGUAUUAUUAUUCUGCCAUGGGAUAAAAAGUCUGUGAAUAUGUAUUAUUUUGCUACGGGAUAAACAUAAGCUUGAUGAUAAGACACCUAGGUAUUAUUCCUAAGCAUGGUAGAUAAAAUUCUUAAAGAACCGAGUUUUUAUUCCAGUUCACCCUAAUUGCAAUAGUUAGAAAAUGCAGGACUGUGAAAAGCAAUCAGGAGCAAUAGAGAGAGACAAAAGACUGGAAAUGUUCAGAGAAAUGUUCAGGAAAAAGAUGGCAUGUCAAUGAGGAGAAGAAAAUAGACAGAGAAGUGUUAGUAGAUUUAUCUGGCUGCUGGGUACUUCCAUACCCUGUUUCUUGCAAGUAAACCUUGGCUGGAUGGGGCUUAAUUUUGAGUAGAUGUGUAGGGGAUAGGAACGUAGGAAGCUGCCUUAGACAAAGUCAGACCAUGGAUCCAACUAGCUUGGUAUUGUCUACACUGACUGGCAGUGACUAUCUAGGAUUUCAAAGAGGGAACAUUCCCAGCCCUAGCACAACAAAUCCACUUUAAAAAAAAAGGCGGUGGAGAUGGGGGCUUUUUUGCGAUUUGGAAAGUGGUGGGGAAAUGCAUUGAAAAGUAUGGGAGGACAUAUGAACACUGCACAAACAAAUCAGGAGGAACGUUGAUUGCUGUAUAAUCUCCCUAUAAACAAAUCAAAAUGAAUCCUUAGUAAAGAUCAGGCCACUGUGUAAUCUUUGGUCAAGCAAAUCCUUAUGAAUGCUCAAUAAACAGGUCAUCUGGAAGAGCCCUGAGGAGAUCUACACAUUACAGCGGAAUCCUGUGGCUGGAAUUCAACUAUCAUAUUAGCGCAAGGAUUUCCACUUGUGCAAUGGGUCCACCCCUACUCAGCCCACAUGCACCCAGCACCCUCCUCAUAUCUGCUCCAGAGGAUUCGGGGAACCCCUAGAACAGAUUUAGGGGGCAUGUGGGGGAGGAGGGGGAUGUUCCAUUGCACAAGCAGAAACCCUUGUGCUGACAGGACAGUCAUGUAGCAAAACAUUGGAUACAACCCUAUUGUCCUAUUGAAUUCGAUGGCUCUUACUCUCAGUUAAAUGGGAUUAGGAUUGCAACCUUAAGCUGUCUGCCCUAAUAUUUUGCUUCUUUUUUUAAAGGCUAAUGCAGUGGUUCCCAACCUUUAUGAGUAUGGGACCCCCUUGGUAAGCUCAAAAAAAAUUGUGACCGCCCCCCUUGCUAAUUGUAAUUUUAAUCUCUGUUAAUUGAAAAAAUGGUGCAUGGCAAAAUCAUAUCUCUAAAUAUCCCUUUCUAUAAAAAGCUCCCUGCAGACAGGGAGGUGUUGCUUUCUUUUCUUAAUGCAAAGAUCCAUCAAAUUGGUAUCAACAGUCUGAAGAUGUACAGUCAUGUCUCCCAACACCAGCGGGUUACAGUGUUGGACUAAGAGCCAGAUUCAAAUCCCCACCCAGCCAUGAAGCCCACUGGGUGACCUUGGACCAGACAGUCUCUCAGCCUAACCUAUCUCACAGGGUUGAUGUAAGGAUAAAUGGAAAGGGGGGAACCAUGUGCACCACCUUGAGCAACUUGGAGGAAAGGUGGGAUAUAGAUGCAAUAAUAAUUAAAUAAAUACAUUUCUGCUGAAAUACCAGGAUCCCAGCCUUAGACAACCUGCUGAGCUUUUUUUUUCUUUAAUAAUAAUCAAGAAGCAGCAAUGUGUUGGUGAUGGGGAUGCUAGAUUAUAUACUGCUAGACAACAAGGUGCACUGAUUGAGGAGGGGGGUUAGUGCUUUUAGGCCUUGGGAUGAUCAUCAGAACUGAUGACUUGGUUAGCAUGCAUUCUGACCCUUGGAGAAUGAAAGCGGAGCAGAAGACAGAUCAGGGCAUGCACACACACAAACACACCUGGCCCUCCUGCAAGCAUCUGCAGGAGUGCGUGCAUUCGGGGCACGUGGGAGGGGGAAAGCCCUCAACUGCUGCAGCAUCUUGGGGAGAGAGAUUGGGUGGGUGGAGUGUAGGUGGAAGGAAGGAGGGACGCUGGCACACACACCUAGUCUCAGAAAUGGAGGGUGAUCAAGUCCUGCGCUUCCUCACUGCUUCUUGGCUCUGUCUAGGCUGAAGGCAAGAUCUGGGCAGCCUCGCAAAUAAGAAUAAUUUUUUUAAAGGAGGUGGCAGCAAAGCAGGAGCCAAGAAAGGCAGGCAGGCCGGGUGCCAGGAAGGAAGGGGGACACAGUCUUUCCUUGCAGCCUUGCUUCUUUUUGCUUCACGAAAAGCCCUCUCCUCUCAUUCUGAGUAAGGGCGUUGUCAGCAGUGGCAGUGCGAGGAGACAGGAGUCAGCUAUAGUCAUCCCCUGUUCUUCCUGGUAGCUCCGCCCUCAGCCUCCUUCUGCAUCUGACACAUGCUUUGUAGGCAGACACCUGCCCUCGGCAUACCUGAAAGACACUCUGCCACUGCAGCGAAAGUGUUCCCCUCUUGUUUGGGGCAAGGAGGAGGUGUCGUCCUUUAAAGACCUUUUUAAAAUAAAUAAAUCAUUUCUUUACUGUUCGCGGCCCCCUUGGGGGUCAAGGCCCCAGGGUUGGGAACCACUGGGCUAAUGUAUUGUACUGAGCAAUGGAAUUAUUUUGAAUACAGUGCUCUAGGGAGAGAGUAAAUUAUAAAUAAGAAUCCUACAGCACUAGUAUCAAAAUUUCUACUAAUUCCUGGAACUGCCUUUGUUAAUGAAAUUCCCCAUAUUUGCAAAUGUAAAAGAGUAAUGAAGGCAAUAAAUGAUGCAGUUCCAUUUAUUUUGCAAGUUGCAUUGCUGUAGCCCAAACUUGUUAAUUGAAAAAGUAGGAACAAUAAAUGCUAUGCACUGUAUGUCAUUGGGAUUUUUUAUUGUAUAUAAAUUGUUCUUUAAUGUCCAAACUGUAUAUUUGAAAAAGCAAAAAUAAACAAUAUUCUGGGAGGGAAACCCUUGAUCUUUUCAUCAUUAUAUUCUUUUAUAUUGGUGAUAAUCCACAAGAAAAGAAGGCAAGUAUAAUUACAGCAGUGUGGAGGCAAGCAUAUUUGAUGUUACGGUCAAUUUUAUUUCUGUUGGAAAAGGAAAAUAUUCAAAAUGAACCAGUAUUGAAAAUAUAGUGCCAAGAUUAUGGAUUCUCUGAGUUGCACCAAUUCUCUCCAAGAUUGUUUUUCUAGAGUGGUUUUAUCAAAUAUGUCUACCUAUGCUGAAGCACAAAAAGGUUGUACCCAAAAAGGUUGCGUUAUACUCAAGAGUACACCUGUUAAAAGAAAUGAACCGAAGUUAGUCAUGUGCAUCAAUUUCAAUGGAUCUGUUCUAAUUAUAACUAGAACCAACCCUAAGUUAUUAUUUGUUUAACUUUAUGCUUUGCCAUAAAGGCUCAGAGCAGAUAUUAAUUCUUACAACAUACAGUGUAAAACAAAAAAUUGGGCCACAUUCACACCAUACAUUUAAAGCACUAUUGUUCCACUUUAAACAGUCGUGACUUCCCUCAAAGAAUCCUGGGAAGUGUAGCUUGUGGUGAGAGUUGUUAAGGAAAACCCUGUUCCCUACAGAAAGCUACAGUUCCCAUAGUUCCCUGGGGAAAGGAAUUAUUGGUAAAUCACUCUAGGAAAUGUAGCUCUGUAUGGGGAAUAGGAGUCUCCUAAAAACCAUCAGCACCCUUAUCAAACUAUAUUUUCCAGGAUUCUUUGGGGGAAACUAUGACAGUUUAAAACAGUAUGAUACUGCUUUAAAUGUAUGGUGUGAAUGUGCUAUUGGUCUUUCAAAUGGAUUAACUAUAGCUAGCAUGUGCCACCCCAAAUAUAUGCGUAUUUGUGGCCUUUGCCUCGUGCUCCAGCUUCCUAUCUACCAGGGACUGUCUUCCCCACCCCCAAAAAGCCCACUUUUGGGAGGUACAGAGACCUGGGAAGGCACCAUUUAUAUUUUGCCUAUAUUUUUGCCUUGUGAGGAAGAAGUGACAAAGUGAAGCCCUUAACUUGGCUUGGAUGGGACCAGCGCCAUUUGGCUCCUUCCAACCCAGAACUGCCACUAUAUCACCAUUCCAACCCGUGUUAGUUGCAUGCAGCAUUGUUUCCAUUCCAUUGCAGUUUGGUUUCCAGCAAAAACAGUGCUAUUUGUCUUGCUGUCUUCUGCGGCAGAAUUUUACAUAAUGAAUAUAUGAAUAAGAAUCCUGCAACACUGAUGUUGAAAUUUCUACUAAUUUUGUUAAAGGAAUUCCCCAUGUUUGCAAUUUACUAUUGUAAAAGAGCAAUAAAAGCAAUAAAUGAUGCCCUUCCA